AUGAAUCCGGCGCUAAUGCUACGUCGUUUCAUUUGCUUCAAUGCUUCUGCAACUCUUUCUUCUCUAGCUCCUUGUCCGAAGAAGAAGAAGCCUCUCAUCUUCUUAGGCUCUCCUCAGGUUUCCGUGACUGUGCUUGAAGCUCUCUUCGAUGCAUCUGCUGCUCCCAACUCUUCCUUCGAGGUUGCAGGCAUUGUCACACAGCCUCCGGCGAGGAGAGAUAGGGGCAGAAAAGUUUUGCCUUCUCCAGUUGCGCAAUACGCUCUCGACAAAGGCUUACCUUCUCAUCUUAUUUUCUCCCCUGAAAAGGCAGGAGACGAAGCAUUCUUAUCCACUUUAAGAGAUUUGCAACCUGAGCUUUGUAUUACAGCAGCUUAUGGGAACAUUUUACCUACCAAGUUCCUUAAUAUUCCACUACAUGGGACAGUGAACAUACACCCAAGUUUGCUGCCUUUGUAUCGUGGUGCUGCUCCGGUUCAAAGAGCAUUACAGGAUGGUGUCCAAGAGACAGGAGUAUCAUUAGCAUUUACAGUGCGGAAGUUAGAUGCAGGGCCAGUGAUUGCCUCUAAGAGGUUCCAAGUAGAUGAUCAAAUAAAGGCACCAGAACUACUCUCGUUCUUAAUUUCGGAAGGAUCUAAGCUUCUCAUCCGUGAACUUCCCUCGAUAUUUGAUGGGUCAGCAAAAUCAAAAGCAGUUCCCCAAGAUGAUUCUAACGCUACCUUAGCUCCAAAGAUAUCUCCAGAUGAGGCUUGGCUCUCUUUUGACCAGGAAGCUUUUAUCCUACAUAACAAGGUUCGCGCACUUGCAGGAUGGCCGGGAACACGAGCUAAAGUUGUAGUCCUCGAUGACAAAAGCGGUGAGCAAAACGUAUUGGAGCUUAAGAUCAUCACCACUCGAGUGUGCCAAGAAGUGGAAAUCCAGGACGGUGGACAAGAUUAUGUUAGUUUCAAGAAAGCUUCAUUGGUGGUUCCCUGUGGAGGAGGUACAGCUUUGGAGGUGCUGGAAGUCCAGCUUCCUGGUAAGAAAGUGAUCAAUGCAGCCGCUUUUUGGAAUGGCUUGCGAGGUCAAAAGCUGAAGAAGCUAUGA
Molecule: messenger RNA, 1083 nt
Organism: Arabis nemorensis
Lineage: Eukaryota; Viridiplantae; Streptophyta; Magnoliopsida; Brassicales; Brassicaceae
Source: the annotation of a GenBank genome assembly